Hippoglossus stenolepis (Pacific halibut) is the source of this 795-nucleotide messenger RNA. RefSeq names its product LIM domains containing 1b (gene limd1b). Gene Ontology annotation, biological process: negative regulation of hippo signaling; response to hypoxia; regulation of DNA-templated transcription. NCBI's taxonomy places the organism in Eukaryota, Metazoa, Chordata, Actinopteri, Pleuronectiformes, Pleuronectidae. The transcript is spliced from 7 exons. The record is from RefSeq and is a predicted model, not a curated record. Gene Ontology annotation, cellular component: nucleus; transcription regulator complex; P-body. Bases 125 to 661 code for a protein of 178 amino acids. Gene Ontology annotation, molecular function: transcription corepressor activity.
AGCACCGAACACCCAUAAACUGAGAUGGGAGCUCCCCUUACAGCUGUCACAUAAAAUUAGACCCCCACACAGUCAUACUGCAGCCUCCAGCAGGACAGGACAGCUGAGGCAAAUCCUGCAGGAGAUGGACCCCAGCUACAGAACCAGUCUUUACUUUGGAAGUUGUACAAGAUGCAGUAAAGCAGUGUACGGAGCAGGGAGAGGCUGCCGGGCGAUGGGACAUUUAUUCCACGACACAUGUUUCACCUGCAGCGUUUGCAGUAAAAAGCUGAGUGGCCAACCAUUCUACACAGUGUCGGGAGGAAUCUACUGUGAAAAUGACUUUUUGUACUCAGGAGUUCAUCCGGCCCCAGAGGUGUGUAACAGCUGUGGGUCUUUAAUCAUGGAUAAUAUGGUCCUGCAGGCCCGUGGGAGGUCCUACCAUCCGUCCUGCUUCCGCUGCGUGGUCUGCAGCCGGAGCCUGGAGGGUCAGCCCUUCUCUGUGGACGCAGACAGCCGGGUUUACUGUGUCAGCGACUACCACAGGCUCCGGGCCCCCUGCUGUGCCGCCUGCAGAACACCGAUACUGCCAACUGAGGGGUCUACAGAGUCUGUAAGAGUGGUGUCACUAAGCAGAAGUUACCAUGUCGAGUGUUACAGUGGUGACGUGAGCCUCAUCUAAGGACAGAAUCCGGCUGACGCACAUCUCCCUGCUGCUCUUUGUUUGUACAUGUAUAUAGUUUAUUUAUGAGUUCAUUCCUCAGUAAGUGGUUACACCAUUUGUGGUCUGCAAUAAAAAAUCCCCAGAAAAAAGAC